UUAUCCCUUUCACCCACCAAAAAGCCAUUGGGAGAAAAAAUAAGGUGUGUUGGUCAAUAUGAUUUAAUCGCAAAAGAACACAAAUAUGACACGCAAUUUUUAAAAACAAUUUUCCCCCUUAUUCUUUUUUCUCCCCCCUUUUUUCACAAAUUUAUCCCCUCCCGCUUCUCUCCUUACUAAAAAUAAAAAAAUAUUCCCCCAAAAAUUCAUUUAAAAAAUUACAGAAAAAUAAAAAAACUUAAAAAAAUGAUACAAGAAAAAUUAACUACAACAACAAUGACAACAAUACUUUCCCGCAUUCAAAUGGAAACAAUACAACCCCUCCCAACAACACCCAUCGCGCAUCAAAAUCGCUGCCUAACAGAGGAACAAAUGCAAAUGCACGGCUCAGAAUUUGAAUGGUAUUUACAAAGAUACCUGUUUCCAUCUCUAGUCAUCUUUGGAAUACUUGGCAAUGCACUCAAUCUCAGCGUGUUGCUUGACAAGAAGAUGCAAUCAAGAGCAAACACAUUUCUGGCAAUGUUGGCAUUUGCUGACAUUUUCUUCUUGUCAUUGCUGGUCCCCAACAUUUUGGCCAAUUACUCAAUUUUCUCACGCAAUUGGCAUUUUCGAAUGUUUUACCUCAGUGCCAAAGUCCACUUGAUCUCUCUGGCAAAUUGGGCAUCUGCUGUAGCCAUUUGGUGUGUAAUCGCUGUGUGUACAGACCGUCUAAUUGGCAUCAGAAAUCCACUUGCCGCUCGUGGGCACAUUACAAGAAGGAAAAUGGUCGGAUUGAUUUGUGCUAUUGUUGCCGUUCCUGGAUUGCUUACAGCACAUCAACAUGUUGCACAUGUCUGCCUAGUCAGAGCCUUUUGCAACGGAAGUCAACUUUAUUCGAAAUGCUUGCCUGUAAAUCAAGAGCGUUGGUUUGCACCAAAUCAGAGCAAUCCGUAUUCAGAAACUUUCAGAAAAUUUAUCGUAAGAUUCCAAUUAUUUAAAAAAAUCAAAUUUGUUUUUUUAGUCUGUCAGCACUUUACUCAACGUUCUCUUCAGGUUUUUCUACUUAAAAAUUUAAUAAAAAUUCUUUUCAGUAUAAUUUUCCCAAUUAUUGUUCUCGCCAUUUUAAAUACAAUGCUUUUGUGUGCAUUAAGAAGGAGAUCAAAACAAUUAAAUAAUUUGAAUAGGAAUGAAAGUUGGAGUCAAAAACAACACAAAAAUGUAGAAAAUGGAGAAAGUCUUAGGGAAGGCAGUAAACAACCGCUUAGCAAGUUUGCUUUUUUUAAAUUUGUUUGGGUAUUAAUGAACUCUUCUUGA
Messenger RNA from Meloidogyne enterolobii, 1293 nucleotides. The record is from the annotation of a GenBank genome assembly. Lineage: Eukaryota; Metazoa; Nematoda; Chromadorea; Rhabditida; Meloidogynidae.